Diutina rugosa is the source of this 1089-nucleotide messenger RNA. It is a transcript of the gene DDC1, whose product is annotated as Ddc1p. The coding region runs from base 1 to 1089 and encodes 362 amino acids. Gene Ontology annotation, cellular component: checkpoint clamp complex. NCBI's taxonomy places the organism in Eukaryota, Fungi, Ascomycota, Pichiomycetes, Serinales, Debaryomycetaceae. The record is from RefSeq and is a predicted model, not a curated record. The transcript has a single exon. Gene Ontology annotation, biological process: DNA replication checkpoint signaling; DNA repair; cellular response to ionizing radiation.
AUGUUGAAGUUAUCUCCUGGGGGUAUUGUCCUACUGGCGUUGAACCAAUCUCGAGUUGCCCAGGCUUCAAUUGAAUUUGCAAAGGAGUUUUUCGAUAAGCUGUUCAUAUACAAGAACAGAAAAGCUGUCAGGAUUUUAUUGGUUGCAAGUCACUUUGCAACCCUAUUUAAGUCGUCUAAUGCUCGCAAUAUUGACGGUUUGAGGCUUCAAAUCUCACUGUUUGACAGUCAACAAAUUCUAAUUGCCGUUAAACUGAACGAGAAAAUUUUGAAAAUGUACUCGGCAAGUUUUCGUUUAAUUGACCUGGAGAGCGAUGUCAUGGCGUCUCGGUAUAAAAGUUUGUAUAACGAACAACGAGAAUUGCGUAAUCUAAGCGACGAAAGCAGAAUCAAGCUCAUGUCAAUUGAUAUUCGCAUCCUCAAUGGAUUUCUCGCAACGGUUCCAGGUGCCACAGAAGAACUUGUUAUUGAGAUUCUUUCCGAGCGUGUCAGUUUUACGGGUUACUCCAGAUGUAUACUCAAAGACGAGGAUUAUCUUCGCCUGCCUAUGGCUGUGUCAGUAGGACUUCCGAUUCAAGAUCUUGCGGUUUGUGACGUGAUCUCGUCUGGUUCUCUUGACAUCAAAGAUUAUUCAACCAGGUUUAGCACUGGAAUGAAAGAAAUUCGUCUAUUCAUCGACCUCGUCACUUCUUUACAAAAUCCGAUGCUGGAAGAAUUUGAGGAUCUCAGUGCGGGUAAACUCAUUAAUGUGUGGUUUAAAUCGCCAGCUGAUCCCAUUGUGUUCGAGCUGGAAGGAUCACGGCUAACUGUAUGUUUCACUCAGCUAGGUGCGGAGCUUAAUAAUGAUCCUACAACGAAGGAACUGGUCAACGUGACAAACACUGAAAAGCGAAGUCACAAGAGACAAGACAAAGAUUUGUCCACAAAACGUCAAAAGGUAUAUCCACAGCACUUGCCGGAGUCUAUUAUUUCUACUGAAUCCACUAGCUCAGAGGUAGAGGCUCGGGUUGUUUCGCAAACUGAACAGUUUCAUAAUGUGGAAGAACUCGGACCAACACAGGUCGACAAGCCAAAGUCACUUUUUGAUUAA